AUGCAGGCCCAUGUCUCAGGAGGUGCCGAUGCGCACCAACGAGGGGUGCCAUCACGAGCUGUAAAGCUGAAAUCGCUGAGCUGCGUCUACUGUCGACAGAAGAAAAUUCGUUGUAACCGGCACGACCCGUGUUCGAACUGCAUCAAAGCCAAUGCCGAGUGUACCUUUCCACGUCCUGCGCGAAAUGCCCAAAAGAAAAGACACACUCAAACUUCAGAGUUGACAGCGAGAAUGCGCCGGCUAGAGCAAGCAAUCUUCGACCUCGGUGAAAAUAUAAGAUUACGCGAUAAGACACCUGCCUCGUCGGCAGGUUCAUACUCGCACCCUGUGCGAGAAAGAUCAACCGACACGAACGCCACAGUGACUCCGGGAGAUCUCGUUGAUACAUCCCCGGAUAACAAUCAAGGACGGGGUAGUAUCGAACUAGAACUGCAGGGAAUCAAUAGCAGACUGCUUUUUGGCCCUAACCUCAUAGCGCAUCGCUUGCCAUUUAUCCGACCGAACCCCCUGCAGCGGCAGACAAUUUGGCAAAGUUACCUGGAGAACGUGGCUCCGCUUGUGACCAUCGUACAUCGGCAAAGUCUGGAAAAUAUUCUGGCGCAAGUGAACGAAUCUGAGGAUACUCUGGAUACUCUUGAAGCAACAGAAAAGGCACUGGUUUGCGCCGUAUACCUAUCUGCGAUCAUGAGCAUGACACCUGCUCAGUGUUUCGACAAACUUGGCGAACAGCAAGAGUCGGUAGUCGUUCGAUACCGGUUGGCUGUCGAGCAAGCGCUCACCGAGGCUGAUUUAUUCAACUCUCGUGACCUUACCUUGCUUCAAUCUGCCCUCUUGUACCUGAUCUCCAUUCGACGGCAUGAUAAAGGAGAUUUUGCCUGGACCAUGACAGCGGUCAUAUUGCGACUCGCGCAACGAUUGGAGCUUCAUCGCGAAAGCGCUCUAUCCGCUACAUUUCCCAUGAAUGCUGAGAUGUCGCGCCGAGUUUGGUGGCAUAUCUUGGCGCUGGAUGUGCAAUCUGCGGAGGAUCAUUGUACCGAGCCGCUCAUCCAUGAUGGGCAGUUUGACACCAGAUUUCCACUAAACAUCAACGAUGAAGACCUGGUUCUCGGGGCCGAAGGGUUUCCGUGUGAACGCUCGGGUUAUACAGACAUGACUUUUUCCCUGAUCAGGUUCGAGAUAACAGCUACUUAUCGUCUCCUGAAAUAUUCAUCGUUCACAGAACCCGAUUACUCUCCCGAGGAUUCGUUGGCGAGUCGCCAGCAGCACGUUAUUGGCCUGGAGCAUCGUCUGCGCGAAAAAUAUCUUCAAUAUUCUAGCACAACAGCCACUGUCCAUUGGCUCUGUGCUACCAUUUCUUGGCUAGUCCUCGCUAAACUCCGAGUUUCUGUCUAUGAUCCUGUGACGUCCGGAGAUAUGUCGAAUACAGGCCUCAAAGCGGACAUUCGGGAGUUUCUAUUUGCGACAUCAAUCGAUAUAAUCGAGCUCUCGGUUAUCUUAGAGACCAACCAGAAAGACCUUGGCAAUUGGACUUGGAUGUUCAAAAAUAACAAUCAGUGGCAUGCGCUUUCCUUUGUCCUGACAGAGCUCUGUCUCCGUCCCUGGGCACUGAUGCGGACCGUGCUUGGCGUGCAGUAG
Molecule: messenger RNA, 1635 nt
Organism: Penicillium mononematosum
Lineage: Eukaryota; Fungi; Ascomycota; Eurotiomycetes; Eurotiales; Aspergillaceae
Product: transcription factor domain-containing protein
Exons: 1
Coding region: 1-1635 (544 amino acids)
Biological process (GO): DNA-templated transcription; regulation of DNA-templated transcription
Molecular function (GO): DNA-binding transcription factor activity, RNA polymerase II-specific; zinc ion binding; DNA binding
Source: RefSeq, a predicted model, not a curated record